This is a messenger RNA of Punica granatum (pomegranate), 2056 nucleotides long. The record is from RefSeq and is a predicted model, not a curated record. NCBI's taxonomy places the organism in Eukaryota, Viridiplantae, Streptophyta, Magnoliopsida, Myrtales, Lythraceae.
ACCCCUCGCUUCUUUGCGAUUGAUAUGGUGAGCCAUAGUAAGGUUUCCUCGACCGUUUGAGGAUUUAAUUCAGGAGCGAAAGAGAAACACAAAAGUCCGUCGACUCUCAAUCUGCCGAUCCUUUGAUCUUCGAAGUUCGACCACACACACACACACACACACAUAUAUAUAUAUAUAUAUAUAUCAGAAGAUCCCAUGUCGAUCUCGCCAAACACAGUCGAGAGAGGCUGUGCAUCGGGUUUCCCUCAACCAGUCAGCCCAGAAGAUGUGCGUGAAGCUCGGAACUUGGUUUACCGGGUAGUGCAUAUUAACUGCGCCAGCCCCGACGGUCCGAGGCUGCCGGAGAUUGCGUUCAGAGACAGCACAGAAGACCGAGACGUCUUCCGCCGUGUCUUUCGCUUUGAUCUCAGGGACUACAGUGAUGUCUUUCGGAAUGGGUUCAGAGCUCGGCCUCAAGGGAACACUCCCGACCAGGUAUACUACAACCUACUCGACCACGUCAACAAUGCCGGAGCCCCUCUUGAUCCUGGCGUGGUCACUCCACGGGCCUUUGUGAGCACCACACUGAGCCCUAGCUUGAAUACCCGACUCACCAACCCAAUUGGAACGGUGGUGUAUCGAUACGAGAUUUUCGCGCCCGGCGGCAUCUCAGUUGCCGAAACUCUUGGUAAUCGAUACGGUUUCCCGGGCCAAAGAGAGAUAGCCUUUGUGGGCGGCAUUGCCCCUCAGUACAUUCGGGCUGUUCAACUCUUCACUAUCACCACUUACAGCAGUCAGGGGUAUCCAAGAUUGGAGAGGUCGGAUCCCACGGUUCCAUCAAUAAUGAUAAGUCUCGCAUUCAACCCGCAGAGUCAUCCGCACAGGGACAUCAUUAUUCGCGAUCCAGCCUGUUAUUAUAUGGACAGAGAUAAUCGGCGGCAACCACUGCGUCUUAACUUUUAUCGCGGUCCCUCAGUUGAAUAUGCUGGCCAGGUAGAACCGAUAGUACCCCGUGAUAAUGAAGACGGUUGGUAUGCCCAUGAUGUAUUUGAUGUCGUGAGCUAUAUAGAUGCAGCUUUCCGUUCUUCCCGGACCGAUGAAGCCUAUCUGUUCAUGAGGGAUGAGUACGUAGUGGUGAACUAUGCUCCGGACAGUACAGAUGACAAGAGGAUUGUGGAUGGCCCGUUGCUCAUCUGCGACGGGUUUCCAUCUCUUACCAACACAACCUUCGGAGAAUAUGGAAUAGACUGCGCUUUCGCGAGUCACUAUGGUGACCAGGCUUACAUCUUCUCUUCGAAUAUGUGCGCGUUAAUGGACUACGCACCGGGCACGUCCAAUAAUAAUGAUCGGAUAAUCAGCAGCCCCAUGAAGAUCGCCUCGAUGUUCCCAUUCCUCAAACACACGGUGUUCGAGGAUGGCAUAGAUGCUGCAUUCGAAGCAACCGCAACUGAUGAAGCUUACAUCUUCAGAGGCAGCAUGUAUGCUCUCAUAAACUACCACGGUUCUAGCGCAGGCAUAAUCGGCUGGAUCAAGCCUAUAGCUGAGUAUUUCAUUGGUUUGUCGGGUACCGUGUUCGAACACGGAAUCGACGCAGCGUUCGCUUCCCAUCGUCGCGGCGAGGCAUAUUUAUUUAAAGGGGAAUAUUACACACUCAUCAGCAUCAUACCGGGCUCGAUAGAUGAUUACAUCAUCGGCGGUGCCGUGAUCAUGGAAAUCCUUCCAAAUUGGCCUUCUUUACGUUUGCCUCGACAGAAUCGUGGUCUUGACGUUCAUGACCACCGUCAUCAUACGCAUGGGAAUGGUGGCACUGAUCACGGCGAUGACGAAUCUUAAUUGGGUUAUACGGGUUCAACAUGGCUUGAGACAUGCAGCUUAUUAAAGCCGUUUUGAUCGAAUAGCAAAAAUGCUCAACCCGAGCUUGUUUAAGUUGUUGUAUCAUAUCAUGUUAUCGUGUCAUGUUAGGAAUUAGGUACGGAGUCCGCGCAAGAACGUGAUGUACUAUUUAUGUCAAUUUUAUUUUACAACUGUUGUGUAAUUCAAAAUAUUGAAAAUUCAAUUUUACUAUCAAUUAUAAAAA